This is a messenger RNA of Eruca vesicaria subsp. sativa (arugula), 408 nucleotides long. The record is from the annotation of a GenBank genome assembly. NCBI's taxonomy places the organism in Eukaryota, Viridiplantae, Streptophyta, Magnoliopsida, Brassicales, Brassicaceae.
AUGGAACGUUGGUCUAGCGUUUUGAAGAUUCCCUUGAAUGCUACCACUAGUAACCACUACAAAAUUGCAGCUUCUCUCUGCCUAUCUGAAGUACCUUCUGCAAACGCGAUAUUCUUCCAUGGAGACAGAGUUCGAGAUACUGGGAAUCAUGUGAUAGAGAGGCUUUAUGAUUUACAGACAGUUGCUGACAUCAUAGUUUCUAAAUUUGGAAACUCUGUUAACGCUUGGGUUGUUGAGGCUUCUGUCUUUAACGGACCCUUUGCUAUCUACAAGGACUUUGUUCCUUCAAUGAACCGAUACGGAGAGCCAACAACACCUUAUUCUCCUAUUGGCUUACCAGCUUCUUCAUCCAUUGUCUCUCUCUUAUCCACUUUCCUUCAAGAGGUACUCUUUGAUGCUAUAAGCUAG